Stylonychia lemnae is the source of this 1206-nucleotide messenger RNA. The record is from the annotation of a GenBank genome assembly. NCBI's taxonomy places the organism in Eukaryota, Ciliophora, Spirotrichea, Sporadotrichida, Oxytrichidae.
AUGCUUGAUCCUCUUGAAUAGAAACUAUAAGAAAGCCAAUCUAUUUAUAGCUAUAUCAAGUCAGAAAUUAGUUUUGAUAAAAAAGAAUAUGCUAUUUAGCAAAAUAUUCUUGAUUAAAUUGACAAUUCAUUCUAAUCUGAACUCUUAGAGAAAAAUGCCAAUAAUUAGUCAUUUAUAAAAGAUAAAUUAGACGUUAGCAAAUUAUAGGACUCAGUUUACUCUGAAUCUUAGAUUCUGAAUUUGUGGUAGUUUUAGAAUCCUAAAAGAAACAGUAUUUUAUAAAAUCAAAACACUCUUGCUAAAAAUGACCCACUAGAUGGACUACGCUUUUAAAAGUAUAAAAUAGAAUAUGAGAGAAUAUUGGAUUCUGCUAUUAUUUAAACAGCUGUUUAUGCUAAUUCAUAAGAUGAUAAGAUAAUCAUAGGGUAGGACAUAUCGAAAGCCUUGUUAUUGUAAAAUGAUUUGAGUGCAAAUUCAGAAGUACUUAAUUUUGAACAUAAAAUAAUCUCAAUUUUUGAGUUUGGUCAAUUCAUCUUUUGUGGAGCUUAAAACAAACUUGUAAUAAUUGUUGAUCUUAAUUCUUAUGAAGUUGUUGGUGAAGUAAAAACUAAUGAGAAUGUUUAGAAAAUUAUUAGUUAUGAAACAGAAUUCCCAAAUAAAUAGCUAAUGAUAGUAUUUCUAGAAAAAUAAGGGUUCAUAGAGUUUUAUGAUCCUUAAUAGGAAUGUAUUAUUUUGUAAAAGUAGCUUUCUUGCGGAUUUAACAUUAAUGAUGGUUUUUAGGUUUCUAGUCAAAAUGAAAUUUGUUUGGCAUUUGCUCAUUUAGAAAAUAGGUAAUAUAUUUAAGGAAAAUUGAGCUUUAUUCGAUAAAUAAAUCAAAAUUAGUUCAUCUUAUGCUUGAAGAGCUAAAAAUUCUAAAUUAUUGAUAAAAAUGUAAAAAGAGAUGUAAUGGUGGAGAUACAGAAUCCAUCAAAUAGUUUGAACUUUAAUUGUUUAAUCAAGCCUGACAACUUUUCUGAAAAUUAUCCUUAUAUCUUUUAUAAGGAUGCGAAGUCUAUAGGUGUAAUUAACUGUAUUACAAUGCAAGCAAGAGUAAUAGUCUAGAAUAACACUUACCAUAGAUGCGCAAAUAUCUAUGGGAUGCUUGAUGAAGAAAAUUAAAGCAAAUGGCAUUAGCUUAAAAAAAUUCAUGAUUAAUUCGAAUUAUGA